Messenger RNA from Octopus bimaculoides (California two-spot octopus), 707 nucleotides. RefSeq lists its product as uncharacterized. The record is from RefSeq and is a predicted model, not a curated record. Gene Ontology annotation, cellular component: mismatch repair complex. NCBI's taxonomy places the organism in Eukaryota, Metazoa, Mollusca, Cephalopoda, Octopoda, Octopodidae. Gene Ontology annotation, biological process: mismatch repair. Gene Ontology annotation, molecular function: mismatched DNA binding; ATP-dependent DNA damage sensor activity; ATP hydrolysis activity.
CACUCAGAGUGGUUGGUGUUAGGAAGGGCAUCCAGCUGUAGAAACUCUGCUAGAUCAGAUUGGAGUCUGGGUCGCCAGUCCUCAGUCAAAUUGUCCAACAUAGAAGGCGGAUGUUAAACGAUGAUGUCUAGCAUGGAAGGCGGAUGUUAAACGAUGAUGAUAAUAAUUUCCUUUAUUGUUAACACUAGGUAUAGAGAUGACCAUGUCAAUAGCAGAUAACAGUAUUGAAGUUCACACAGCACCAUCCUGUAUUGUAGCUCGGGAAGCAAGCGAGAGGAAGUAUAAUCGUCGUUCUGUCAUUGAAGAGCUGCUGCAGACUUUAAUCAAAGAACAAAUUGAACUUCUGCAAGAUACACAUGGUUCCAGAGGAACAAUACCAAAAACUAUUCAUAAUGUUCUCUGUUCUCAAGCCUGUCACACUGCCAUUAAAUUUGGUACUGCCUUAACACUGAAGGAAUGUAAGGAUUUGAUGCAGAUGCUGCUAAAAUGUAAACUACCAUUCCAGUGUGCUCAUGGGCGUCCAUCUAUGAUUCCUCUGCUUAAUCUUCAAUAUUUUAAAAAUAGCCUUGAAAAAUCGAGGUUCCGUAAAAUAAACCUGCAAAAACUACGAGAAAAUCUUAAAGAGCAACAACAACAACAACAGCAACAACAACAAGGAUUACAUGAAAAGGAGGAGAACUUAUGAUAUUUUGUGAAAAUAUAAAUUA